Molecule: messenger RNA, 2313 nt
Organism: Sphaerodactylus townsendi
Lineage: Eukaryota; Metazoa; Chordata; Lepidosauria; Squamata; Sphaerodactylidae
Gene: MYADM
Product: myeloid associated differentiation marker
Exons: 2
Coding region: 154-1059 (301 amino acids)
Cellular component (GO): membrane
Source: RefSeq, a predicted model, not a curated record
CGGCUUCCUUGCUGGCCGCCACACCCAGCUCUCCUGCCGUCCCAUCCUGCGGCUCUCUCGCCUGCAUCCGAGCGCCCUGCCGGCAUUCCUGGCCCCCCACUUUUCCCAGCGACGAGCCGUGACUCCCCACUUCUCCCUACAACUCUUCUAACCAUGCCGGUCACCCGCUCAAAAAACGUGGGCAACACCAGCGCCCUGACCUCCCAGCUGGGCAUUAUCCGUAUCUUGGAAGUCAUCUUCACCUGUGUGACCUUCAGUCUGGUGGCCCACGAGGGGGGCGCACUCCAAGACCAUAGCAAUUAUGGACACUGGUGCAUGUUCGCGUGGUGUUUUUGCUUCGCCGUCACCAUCGUCAUCUUGGUGGUGGAGUUUGUCGGCCUUCAGCACCGUGUGCCGGUCUCCUGGAGGAAUUUCCCCAUCACGUUCGCCAUGUACGCCACGCUGCUGUGCCUUUCCGCCUCGGUCAUCUUCCCGGUGGCGUACCUCCAGAAGAGCUACACCACUCGCGAGCAGCGCGGAUACCGCAUCGCCGCCACGGUCUUCUCUUGCCUCUCUUGCCUGGCCUACUCCACCGAGGUCACCAUGACCAAAGCCAAGCCGGGAGAAGUCACGGGCUACAUGGCCACCGUCCCUGGCCUCCUUAAGGUGGUGGAGACCUUCAUCGCCUGCAUCAUCUUCGUCUUCCUCAACAAGUAUGACUACGAGAGGCACGAUGCCCUCAAGUGGUGCUUGGCCGUCUACUGUAUCUGCUUCAUCCUGUCGCUGGUGGUCAUCAUCCUCUGCAUUGGAGAAUGCACCGGCUGGCUGCCGUGCGCCUUCAACACGUUCCUCAGCGGCUACACCCUCCUGGCCGUGCUCAUGUACGCCACGGCCGCCAUCAUCUGGCCCAUCUACCACUUCGACGAAAAGCACGGCGGGCAGCCCCGGCGAUCGUGUUCCGGAUCGUCCUUCUGCGAGUGGGACAAAUACGUCACCAUAGCGGUCCUGACGGCCCUCAAUCUGCUGGUGUACCUGGCCGACCUGGUCUAUUCCGCACGGCUGAUCUUCAUCCAGGGGUAGACGGGUGCGCGAGGCAGCGAGCGGCUGGACAGAGAGGGUCAUGAGGGAGGGAGGGAGAAGGAAGGAAUGCAAACAGAAAGGGAAGGGCAUAAAAGUGGUCUCCCCCCCUUCUGUUUUCACGUUCCUUUCUUUCCCUCUUUUUGGCCAUCAACCCCCCCUCCCUUUCAUGUCCACACACCCUUAAUUCUUGUUCACAUUCCUUCUUUCUAACCUCCUCAGUGCAGCUUGUUGAUUCCACAUUAGUUCAGCACGUGCUUAUUCCCUCUCGUGUUUUGCUGUGCCCUCUUAAGUCUUCCCAGACUCCCCACCGGUGCCCUUUGGGCCUGCAAUUGGUCACCUGUUGCAGGGGGGAUCUUUGCAUCGCUCUCCUUCCCGCUCGCUUAGCUUCCUCCUCCUCCUCCUCCUCCAAACAUCCGGGAUGCGUAUCUUUUUCCCGUCCUCAGUGGCGACCUGCAAGGAUCUUCAUGAUUCGCGGGCAGAAAGAGCAGGGCUGACUUCUUCAUGGAAGGGUCCGCGUGCGGGUUCCAGUAGGAAACCCCAGACUUGAGCAGGGGGGAAAGACUCUUGCCGCAGUGUGCUCCUUUCUUCACACUCCAAAGCACUUCAUUUUUUAAAUGUACGCUUUCCUGGAUUCCCCUUCCCUUGUUGUCCAGUUCAUGGGUGACGCCCUCCUCCCUGUGGCACGUUCACUCCUUCCAUAUUUGCCACCACAAGCUUCUGGUCCUCAUGAUGGCUCUUCCUCCAGUCUGCCAGCUUAUUGUGUCUCUGUCGAUCUGCUCGGUGGGUGAGGAGAGGUCCCUGCCUUGUGUAUAUGAUAAGUCUCCUCCAAGUUUUCCUGUUCCCAGUUGGUGGGGCACCCAAGAUUGGGUCGAGAGGGCGUGGCAGAUGCCGGGGUCUUCACAGCAGCCUCUGUUUAUGGAAAAAGGAGAGUGGAGAAAACUCUCCUUGUAAUGAGUGCAUUUGCCUGAUAAUAAAAACAAGAAAGCUUUCGCGUUAAGAGGUUUGAAAAGCAGUGAGUGUUACCUCCACACUGUGCAAAAGAGCUGUUUUUUCUUUCUGUACUGAAUGUACUUUGUAGUCAUUAAUGUAUGCAAUGAAGGUAUCUCUUGUUGAUGUCUCGGAUCCAAAGGGAUAAUUUGCGAUGGCAAGUCUCCCAUUCAAUCCUUGAUGAAAUGGCUGGGGACCAUAUAGAAAGCGUUGUGGGACGAAGUUUCCUUUGCCCCCCUAAGGAAGAGUUUAUAGUUAUUGGUUAUG